GGACUCCGAUCUUCUGACGACUUCAGCACUGUCUUGAACAGUUGGACUCGGUGUGUUGACAGAGGAAUCAAACGCAUCGCGUCCCCGUUGUCGAACAGCCUUGCCCUGAACACGGAUUUCAUCACUUUCUCAUCGAGAAGUAUCUACUGCCCAGCAUGUCCCCGAUUGUCACGGCCUUUAUCUACGACAGCUUCGAGAGCUACCGUGCCCAGGGGUUUAGCAUUGAAGAAUGCCAGGAAUUCGACACUCAGGGCACCAUCGACGCGACGAUCCGUUCGCUCGAAGCAUGCGGUCACAAGGUCGUCCCCGUCGCAGGCAUCAAGCAGCUCGUCGCCAUGCUCGCUGAGGGGAAGCACGAGUCCUGGGACCUAGCAUUUCCCACCGCGGAAGGCAUAUACGGCGCUGGACGGGAGGCACAGGUUUCGGGGCUUCUGGAAGCAUACCAGAUCCCCCAUGUGUUCUCCGAUGCGGCGACCCUCUCGCUUUCCCAUGACAAGGCGCGGACCAAGAUGGUGCUAGAGCAUCUGGGAAUCCGGACAGCGCCGUUUGCCAUUGUACCUUCUGCUUGCUUCGACAGCGGCGUAGAUCUGCACUCGGCGAUCGCAGAUGUACUUGCAAAAAGCCGAUAUGCAGAUGCGAUGCAGUUCCCGCUCUUUAUCAAGCCCAACUGUGAAGGCUCGUCAAAGGGGAUAUCACCAUUCAGCAAAGUACGGACGAUGGCGGAGCUGGAGCAAAGUGUGCGCCAGCUGCAUUCUCGUUUUCCUGAGCAGGAUAUCCUUAUCGAGACGUUCCUUGCGGGAUCAGAGUAUACGGUCAGCAUACUCGGGACGGGAACAUCGGCCAGAGUCAUCGGAACUGCUCAACAGGACUGGAAAUCCUCCACGACCGAGGAUAUCCGCGAAGCAAACUACCAUCCAUUUUGGGCCAACCACGACCCUGACGCUGAAGAUGAUCAUCCCCUCCGAGUGGUGAGCGCCAAGGACAGUCGGAAGGUUCAGGAAACGGAGGACCUGGCGCUCAAAGCCUGGCGGGCUCUCGGUUGCCGCGACAUCGGCCGCGUGGAUAUGCGAAUGGGUCUGGACGGGUUGCCUUAUGUUCUUGAGAUCAACGCGAUUCCUGGGAUGCGCCCGUCAUUCUCAGCGCUGACUAAGACAGCUGAAUCCUGCGGAUUCAACCAUGAGCAGCUGCUUGGAGCUGUGCUGCAGAGCGCCUUGGAGCGGUAUUCUCAAUUAAAGUUGAGGAACCAGUCAGGUUGA
Parathielavia appendiculata is the source of this 1256-nucleotide messenger RNA. RefSeq names its product glutathione synthetase ATP-binding domain-like protein. Lineage: Eukaryota; Fungi; Ascomycota; Sordariomycetes; Sordariales; Chaetomiaceae. The record is from RefSeq and is a predicted model, not a curated record. Gene Ontology annotation, biological process: peptidoglycan biosynthetic process. Gene Ontology annotation, molecular function: metal ion binding; D-alanine-D-alanine ligase activity; ATP binding. The coding region runs from base 156 to 1256 and encodes 366 amino acids. The transcript is spliced from 3 exons.